This is a messenger RNA of Symbiodinium natans, 2673 nucleotides long. The record is from the annotation of a GenBank genome assembly. Lineage: Eukaryota; Dinophyceae; Suessiales; Symbiodiniaceae.
GCCCUAGCUACCGAAGGGGAGUGGUGCGGUGACAGCUCGGCUGCCUUUGGGCCCACGCUCCCCUUGCAGGGUGCUCUGGCAAUGGCCUUCGCACCGUCAAGAAGGCGGUUGGCUCUGGCCUCUGGCGUCAGCAGCCUGCUCUUGCUGGCCUUCUGUGGUCUGCAGCAGUCUUUCCUGGUCCUCAGCCCUUCGGGCGCGCCUAGCACGCACCCUGAGGUCCGGCUCUCGGCCCGAGCAGGACACCAGCAGACGCCCAGAGCCGCGCCCAGCGCCUUUGAGGCGUCCUGGGCGCUCCCGGCGGCGCUUGCCGUUGGUGCAGCCGUCGUGCUGGCCUCGCAUCGAGAUGCGUCCUGCACCACGAUGUACGGCAAGCACGACAAGAAGACCUUUAGAGGGAAGCAGCAUGCUCACACGUUCGGCAAGUAUCGCCUGCGCAAGAACAAGGCGCGACGCAUCCAGGCGAUCAAGAACGGAACCUUCGACCCGGAGAACACGCCCCAAAGGGGACAGCCAGAGCCCGAGCACACUUGGGACUACGACAACCUUGUCGAGAACCCCAUAUACUAUGCUCCGGACUAUUUGAAGGAAGCCAUGUAUGACUACUGGGAUGACGUGAACGAGGCGAUGCGUAAGAGGUGGAAGGAGUUCAUGGGCAUCAAGGGCAGCCAGCGGUAUUUCAAGAACUGGACCCCGCCGGGCAUGGAGCCGCCGCCAGAGGCAGAGCCUCCCGCUCCACCAUCGCCUCCGACUCCUCCUCCGCCGGCCUCGAAGCCCAAGGCCAAGGCUCCCUCCACGCCCGCUCCGGAAGAGCCGGAGCCAGUGAAGGAGGAGGAGGAGACUCCUCCGCCAGAGCCUGCUGCAGAGAAGAAGGCUGCAAAGCCGAAGCCAGCAGAAGAGCCUGCUCCAGAGAAGAAGGCUGAAAAGCCGAAGCCAGCAGCAGAGAAGAAGGAGACUCCUCCGCCAGAGCCUGCUGCGGAGAAGAAGGCUGAAAAGCCGAAGCCAGCAGCAGAGAAGAAGGAGGCUCCUCCGCCAGAGCCUGCUCCAGAGAAGAAGGCUGAAAAGCCGAAGCCAGCAGCAGAGAAGAAGGAGACUCCUCCGCCAGAGCCUGCUGCGGAGAAGAAGGAGACUCCUCCGCCAGAGCCUGCUGCGGAGAAGAAGGCUCCAGAGCCUGAGCCAGAGAAGGCCACGAAGGCCGAGAAGGCUCCGGAGCCUGAGCCGGAGAAGGCGGAGAAGGCCCCAAAAGCUGCUUCGCCAAGCGGCAAGGAUGUCAAAGCGCUGCGAGAGAGAUCCCGCGCGGGCAUCCUUGACUGUAAGAAAGCGCUGACGGAGACAGGUGGAGACAUGGAGAAGGCCAUGGAGUGGUUGAAGAAGAAGGGCAUGGCCAAGGCAGACAAGAAAGCGGGUAAUGUGGCAGUGGAGGGCUGCGUGGCCUCCUAUGUCCACUUCAACAACAAGAUCGCUGUCCUGGUCGAGGUGAACAGCGAGACCGACUUUGUGGCCAGCAACGCCAUCUUCAAGGAGUUCACAGCGGACGUCGCGAUGCAGAUUGCCGCCAACUCGGACGUCGCGUACGUGACCACGGAGGACGUGCCUGCGGCGGCAAUGGAGAAGGAGAAGCAGCUUGAAAUGGCCAAGGAGGACCUUGAGGGCAAGCCGGACAACAUCAAGGAGAAGAUUGUCGGCGGCCGCUUGAAGAAGAAGUUCGAGGAGAAGGCGCUGAUGAGCCAGAAGUGGCUGAAGGAUGAGGACAUCACAGUCCAGGAGGCCGUGAAGCAGACCAUCGCCAAGCUGGGUGAGAACAUCGUGAUCAGGCGUUUCCAGCGCUUGACGUUGGGCGAGGGCCUGGAGAAGAAGGAGGACGACUUUGCCGCCGGGGUGGAGAAGGAGCUUGCCAAGUACAAGAACGCGGAAGGCGAGGCAAAAGAGGAGAAGAAGGAGGAGAAGGAAGAGAAGAAGGAGGAGAAGAAGGAGGAGCCAAAAGAGGAGAAGGAAGAGAAAAAGGAGAAGCCCAAAGUGGCCGUCAGCGCGGCGCAGGUGAAGGAGCUCCGCGGGCGCUCGGGCGCAGGGAUCCUGGACGCCAAGAAGGCGCUGACGGAAUGUGAGGGGGACAUGGACAAGGCCAUGGAGUGGCUGAAGAAGAAGGGCAUGGCCAAGGCCGAUAAGAAGGCCGGCAACCUCUCCGCGGAGGGGGUCAUCGCCUCCUACGUGCAUUUCAACUCGAAGCUGGGUGUGCUGGUGGAGGUGAACAGUGAGACCGACUUCGUGGCCAUCAAUGCGAUCUUCAAAGAGUUCGCGUCGGACGUUGCGAUGCAAAUUGCCGCCAACCCGGACGUGAACUAUGUGUCCGUCGAUGACGUGCCGGCUGCCGUCAUGGAGAAGGAGAAGGCGCUGGAGAUGGGGAAGGAGGACCUGGCUGGCAAGCCGGACGAGAUCAAGGAGAAGAUCGUGACGGGACGUCUCAGGAAAAAGUUCGAGGAAAGCGCCCUGCUGAGCCAGAAGUGGCUGAAGGAUGAGGAUAAGACCGUGCAAGAGGUGUUGAAAGAGAAGAUCGCCAAGCUGGGCGAGAAUCUCGUGAUUCGGCGAUUUGCUCGCCUGCAGCUUGGAGAAGGGCUUGAGAAGAAGGAUGACGACUUUGCCGCUGGCGUGGAGAAGGAGCUCGCAAAGUAUCGGUAA